GCGGCACCGCCCGGGAAGCUGCGCGAGGCUCGGCAGCCGCCGCCACAUCCUCCUCCUCCUCCGGCUGCACCUCCUCCUCCUCGUUUCCUCCUCCUCCUCCCGGUCCAGGCAGCGAAGCGGGGUUAGGGCCAAGCCGAGGGCUCCGACGGCGCGGACGCAUCGGAGCGCCGAGCUAUGGCGCACCAGACGGGCAUCCACGCCACUGAGGAGCUGAAGGAAUUCUUUGCCAAGGCGCGGGCCGGCUCCAUCCGGCUCAUCAAAGUCGUCAUCGAGGACGAGCAGCUCGUGCUCGGUGCCUCGCAGGAGCCUGUGGGCCGCUGGGACCAGGACUAUGACAGGGCUGUGCUGCCGCUGCUGGACGCCCAGCAGCCCUGCUACCUCCUCUAUCGCCUCGACUCACACAAUGCCCAGGGCUUCGAGUGGCUCUUCCUCGCCUGGUCACCUGAUAAUUCCCCUGUACGGCUGAAGAUGCUGUACGCAGCCACGCGGGCUACAGUGAAAAAGGAGUUCGGGGGUGGCCACAUCAAGGAUGAGCUCUUCGGAACCGUUAAGGAUGACCUUUCCCUUGCUGGGUACCAGAAGCACCUGUCGUCCUGUGCGGCGCCCGCCCCGCUCACCUCGGCCGAAAGGGAGCUGCAACAGAUCCGCAUCGACGAGGUGAAGACUGAGAUCAGCGUGGAAAGCAAGCGCCAGACCCUGCAGGGCCUCGCCUUCCCACUGCAGCCCGAGGCCCAGCGCGCCAUCCAGCAGCUCCGACAGAAAGCCAUCAACUACAUCCAGCUGAAACUGGACCUGGAACGGGAGACCAUUGAGCUGGUACACACGGAGCCCACAGAUGUAGCCCAGCUGCCUGCACGAGUGCCCCGGGACUCUGCCCGAUACCACUUCUUCCUGUACAAGCACACGCAUGAGGGCGACCCCCUGGAGUCUGUGGUUUUCAUCUACUCCAUGCCGGGCUACAAGUGCAGCAUCAAGGAACGCAUGCUGUACUCAAGCUGCAAGAGCCGCCUCCUGGACUCGGUGGAACAGGACUUCCAGCUGCAGAUCUCCAAGAAGAUGGAAAUCGGCGAUGGGGCCGAGCUGACAGCUGAGUUCCUGUAUGACGAGGUGCACCCCAAACAGCAAGCCUUCAAGCAGGCCUUCGCCAAGCCCAAGGGCCCCGGCGGCAAGCGGGGCCACAAGCGCCUCAUCCGCGGCCCUGGCGAGAACGGCGACGACAGCCGUCCCCUGUUGCUGCUGCUGAAGGCUGCGGUGCUGGUUGCAGGUAGGGGCCUGGGGACCCUGCCCCCCUUCCUGCCCUGCGAGCUGCAGCCCCCUGGCCUGGUAAACUGCAACUGGCUGCAGUUGAGAGCUGUCCCCCGCUUCUCGGCAGAGGCACCCCGCAGCAAUGUCACCAGCCUGUCCCUGCUUUUCAACCAUAUCAACUACUUCCACAAUUCUGAUUUUGCACACCUGCCCAACCUGCGGCGCCUCAACCUCAAGUGGAACUGCCCACCGGUCAGCUUCAGUCCCAUCGCCUGCCACCUGAUUAUUGAGCCCAAUACCUUCCUGGCUGUGCCCACCCUGGAGGAACUGAACCUGAGCUACAACAGCAUCCACACGGUGCCCGCCCUGCCCAGCUCCCUCGUGAGCCUGUCAUUGAGCCACACCUGUAUCCUGCAGCUGGACUCGGCCAGCCUGGCUGGCCUGCACGCCCUCCGCUUUCUGUUCCUGGAUGGCAACUGCUACUACAAGAACCCCUGUGAGAAGGCCCUGGAAGUGAUGCCCGGGGCCCUCCAGGGCCUAAGCAACCUUACCCACCUGUCACUAAAGUACAACAACCUUACGCAGGUGCCUCUCCAGCUGCCGCCCAGCCUGCAGUUCUUGUUCUUGUCCUACAACCGCAUUGAACAGUUGGCACCCGAGGACCUGGCCAAGCUGACAGCCCUACGUGUGCUGGAUGUGGGUGGCAAUUGCCGCCGCUGUGACCACGCCUCCAACCCCUGUGUGAAGUGCAGCCGCAGCUCCCUUUCCCUGCAGCCCGCCACCUUCAGCCUCCUGAGCCACCUGGAAAGCCUGGUGUUAAGAGACAGUUCCCUCCACACUCUAGACCCCCAGUGGUUCCAUGGUCUGGGCAACCUCAUGAGGCUGGACCUAAGCGAAAAUUUCCUAUACAACUGCAUCAACGACACCAUGGCCUUCCAGGGCCUGGCCCGACUGCGCCAUCUCAAUCUGUCCUUCAACUACCGUGAGAAGGUGUCCUUUGCCCACCUGCGGCUAACGCCCUCCUUUGCGAGCCUUCUGUCCCUGCGGCAGCUGGACAUAAGUGGCAUCUUCUUCCGCUCACUGGACGCAGGCACGCUCCAGCCACUGCUCCACCUGCCCCACCUCCACAGGCUGCACCUGCAGGCCAACUUCAUCACCCACGCCCAGCUCAACAUCUUCCAGGCCUUCCGGGGUCUACGCUUCGUGAACCUGUCCAACAACCGCAUCAGCGGGGCUUCUAGACCAGUAGCGGCUGCCGUCACGGGGACAGCAGACAAUGGCGAGGACCAGGUUCCACUGCAGUCUGGGUGCUUGGCUCCAACUACCCUGGACACCCAUGACUCUGAGAAUUUUAUGCCCCACUGCAGCGACCUCAACUUCACCCUGGACCUGUCCCGGAACAACCUGGCUAGUGUCCAGCGGGAGACAUUCAUGGGGCUCUCACACCUGCAGUGCCUACGCCUGAGCCACAACUCCAUUGCACAGACACUCGAUGGCUCACAGUUUGUGCUGCUCAAAAGCCUCCGGGUGCUGGACGUGUCCCACAACAAGCUGGACCUCUACCAUGCACGCUCCUUUACGGAGCUGCCUUGCCUGGAAGCUCUGGACCUCAGCCACAAUGGCCAGCCCUUCAGGAUGCAGGGUGUGGGCCACAACCUCAGCUUCGUGGCCCAGCUGCAGCGCCUGCGUGUCCUGAGCCUGGCGCAUAAUGGCAUCCACAGCCGUGUGUCACCGCAGCUCUUCAGUACCUCACUGCAGGCUCUGGACUUCAGCGGCAAUGUCCUCGGCCAGAUGUGGACCGAGGGCAACCUCUACCAGUACUUCUUUCAGGGCCUACAAGGGCUGCUUCGGCUGGAUCUGUCCCAGAACCACCUACACACCCUCCCGUCCAGCAGGUUGGCCAACCUCCCCAAGAGUCUGCGCCUGCUGCGGCUCCGGGACAACCAGCUGGGCUUCUUCAACUGGACAUCCCUAGUCUUCCUGCCCAAUCUGGAAGUCCUAGACCUGGCAGGAAACCAACUGAAGAGCCUGAAAACCAUUAGCCUGCCCAACGGCACCCAGCUCCACACGCUCGAUCUCAGCCGCAACAGGAUCCGUUUUGUGAUACCUGGUUUCUUUGCCCUGGCCCGGGAGUUGCGACAGCUCAACCUCAGCAACAACGCACUUAAGACAAUACAGUCCUCAUGGUUUGGGCCCCUGGCAGGUGCCCUACAAUCACUGGACGUGAGUGCCAACCCCCUGCACUGCACCUGUGGGGCGACAUUCAUGGACUUCCUGCUGGAUGUGCAGAACGCUGUGCCUGGCCUGUCCACCAACGUGAAAUGCGGUAGCCCAAGCCAGGUGCAGGGCCUCAGCAUCUUUGCUCAGGACCUGCGCUUCUGCCAGGAGGAGAUCCUCUCAUUGGCCUGCUUAGGCUGCUCGCUGCUGGCCGUGGUGCUGGGUCUGGCCGUGCCCAUGCUGCACCACCUCUGCGGGUGGAAUCUCUGGUACUGCUCCCACUUGUGCCUGGCCUGGCUCCCGCGGCAGCAGAAGCGGCAGACUGCUGACGCCCUGCCCUACGAUGCUUUUGUGGUCUUCGACAAGGCGGAGAGUGAUGUGGCCGACUGGGUGUACAACGAGCUGAGAAGGCAGCUGGAGGAGUGCCGUGGGCGCCAGGCACUCCGCCUGUGUCUGGAAGAGCGGGACUGGCUGCCCGGCAAGUCGCUCUUCGAGAAUCUGUGGGCCUCGGUCUAUGGCAGUCGCAAGACACUGUUCGUGCUGGCCCACACCGAGCGGCUCAGCGGCCUGCUGCGCACCUGCUUCCUGCUCGCCCAGCAGCGGCUGCUGGAGGACCGCAGGGAUGUGGUGGUGUUGGUGCUCCUGCACCGCCCUGCCCACCGCUCCCGCUACGUGCGGCUGCGCCAACGCCUCUGCCGCCAGAGCGUCCUCUUCUGGCCCCACCAGCCCAAUGGCCAGAGCAGCUUCUGGGCCCAGCUGGGCACGGCCCUGACCAGGGACAAUAGCCGUUUCUAUAACCAGAACUUCUGCCAGGGACCUUCGACUGAAUAGCCCGGGAGCCACAGC
Molecule: messenger RNA, 4308 nt
Organism: Ochotona princeps (American pika)
Lineage: Eukaryota; Metazoa; Chordata; Mammalia; Lagomorpha; Ochotonidae
Gene: TLR9
Product: toll like receptor 9
Exons: 10
Coding region: 175-4293 (1372 amino acids)
Biological process (GO): toll-like receptor signaling pathway; canonical NF-kappaB signal transduction; defense response to virus
Cellular component (GO): plasma membrane
Molecular function (GO): actin binding; pattern recognition receptor activity
Source: RefSeq, a predicted model, not a curated record